Ostrea edulis (European flat oyster) is the source of this 1294-nucleotide messenger RNA. RefSeq names its product ficolin-2-like. The transcript has 5 exons. The coding region runs from base 9 to 860 and encodes 283 amino acids. NCBI's taxonomy places the organism in Eukaryota, Metazoa, Mollusca, Bivalvia, Ostreida, Ostreidae. The record is from RefSeq and is a predicted model, not a curated record.
GCUACACGAUGGAUGCUUCGCUUGACAACAAAGUGUCGAAUGUCAGCCUCAUGGGAAUACAUCACUCGGAAACCCUCAUCCAAUGUUCCUCGAUAUGUUGUGAUGAACGUUGUGCAUGUUUUGGCUUUAAUCCUCAACUAAAGAAGUGCCGUAUCCAUCAGUCAUGUGACCCAUCAGACAUGACCAUUAAUGAAACAGGAUGGAGGAAUUUUUACCCUGACGUCCAUAGUUGUAUAGAGAUUUUACGAAGUAACCUGACAGUGAAAGGACAAGAUGGGGUAUAUUCGAUAAAUAUCAAUGAUCAGAAAAAGAGUGCGUACUGUGACAUGACUACAGAUGGAGGGGGCUGGACGGUUAUCCAAAAACGACAGGAUGGUUCUACAGACUUUUAUAAGACUUGGGCAGACUACAAGAAAGGAUUUGGAGACCCAUCCAAAAACUACUGGCUUGGAAACGAUGCAAUUCACUAUUUAACCAAGACAAACCAGGAACUACGAGUAGAGCUUUUGAGUUUUGCUGAUGAGAAGGCGUACGCCCUGUACUCUGCAUUUAAAGUUGAAGACGAGGACAGUAAGUACCGGCUUACGGUAUCAGGAUAUUCAGGAACAGCGGGAGACAGUUUGGUUUCUCUGAAUGGAAGGGAUUUCACUACACGGGAUCAGGAUAACGACAGAUGGAGCGGUAACUGUGCGGUUGAUCGCCACGGAGGCUGGUGGUACAAUUAUUGCGCUUACGCCAACCUGAACGGAAAAUAUGUGGGGUCUGCUCUGUCUGCAUGGAAAUACCCGGUCUGGUAUCAUUGGAAAAAUAAAAAAGUAGCACUAAAAGGGACUGAGAUGAUGAUUAGACCCAGAGAUUAGCAUUAAUAUAUACCGCAUUUUUCAGAAGACUGAACCGUGUCCUGGAUAAACUUAUUUAUCUAUGAUGAAGAGAGCGUUGUGACGAACGGUUCAGAAAUAUAAAUGAAAAUAACAGGCAUAUCCACAAUCUAAUUGUUCAAUGAGUAGUGAACAAUAUAUUUCUGUAUAGAAUAAUCGAGUUGUUUUCAUUCUUUAAUAUAAGUCAUUGAUUAUUAAACUUUGACAAAUGAUCAACAAAUUAUAGGUGUAACAUGACCUGUAUCAACACGCGGAUGUGAUGUGUGGUAAGUUGUCAUGAUAAAUUAUUGUAGAUAUCGUAGAUCUACAGAUCUAUGUGAGAAGCCUCUUAAAUAAAACGCAUGUAUUCCAUCAAAUGAUCAUCAUGAGGACAUCUUGUUUGGUAAAUGCAAAUAAUCAUCAUAAAGUCAUCUUAU